Molecule: messenger RNA, 4673 nt
Organism: Blepharisma stoltei
Lineage: Eukaryota; Ciliophora; Heterotrichea; Heterotrichida; Blepharismidae
Source: the annotation of a GenBank genome assembly
AUGAAUUACUUAAUCUUCCAACCAAUGAUGCUAUACUACGAAAUAAACUUAAAAUUAUCCUAAUUUAUAAACUUCAUAUAAAAUUUUGGGAUUAUUUUCAAUUAUCAUAAUAGUAAAUAUUUAGAUAUUUCAGAAAAGUUUUUUUAUUAAUAAAAUUCAUGAUAAAUAGAAAAAAUCAACUAUUUUUGUGAUUAUUAAAUGAAGGAAGCUAAUAGUCUUCCUUAUUUUAUUGGCAACUAAGGGUAAAGACCUCGAAUGCCAUCUAUCUGUUUGCCCAGAUAUUAGAGUAAUUUUAAUUUAGAAAGGGAAUCACAAAUGUGAUCCUGGGUGCAUGACUUCAUGCUGCAACUUUGACUCAAUGCUAAGUACUGAUGGAAAAAUUAACAAAGAAAAUUCAGACUGCUAUGAGACUUGCACAAAUUUUGACGGCUGUAGCCCAGAAAAACUUGGAAAUGGGAUAUGUGAUGAUUCUUGUAAUACAGAAAACUGCGGAUUUGAUUGAGGAGAUUGCACUUGUGCUCCUGGCUGUUUAGACUCUAUGCUCGGAGAUGGAAACUGUGAUGAAGCUUGCAAUAAUUGAGACUGCGACCUUGAUAAUCACGAUUGUGGGCUUUGCGCAGAUGGAUGCUUUCCAAUUAUGCUUGGAAAUGGAGUUUGCAACCCAGAAUGCAAUAAUGAAGGUUGUUUAUAUGAUUACAAAGAUUGUCAAUGCGCAGAAAAUUGCUUAUGGACUGAUUAUGGAAACUGCAAACCCGAAUGCAUGGUAGCAAGCUGCAACUAUGGCAAUAUGACUCAAUAUCCAGAUAAUCAAUGCCAAAACACCUCUUUAGCUAUUUUUUCUUCUUAUCAACAGAUUAUACGUAACAACUUUUCUUAUAUUGUGCAUCUAGAAGACUGCUAUGAAGCGUCAAACCACGAAUGCACUCUCGAAAAAGCUUUUGAUUUUGAAAAUUGUUAUCAAGAAUGUUAUAGCGCCUUCCUAUAGAUGGCGCGCAAUGCACCAUCACCGGGCCAUGUCGGGAGAGGGUUCUCCACGAGGAAUGGUUCCACGUGUGGAACCUCUUUUUCUACGAGCCAAAAAGAGGGUUCCACACGUGGAACCAUUCCUCGUGGAGAACCUUCUCCCGACAUGGCCCGGUGAUGGUGCAUUGCGCGCCAUCUAAUAGAAUUCACUAUAUAUUUUUGAGUGCAACUAUGCAAAUGGAAACUGUGAUUAUGCCUGAUACUCUUCAUGAUGCAAAGGCGUGCUUCUGAAUUCUGAGGAUUUUUGAUGUAUAUCUUGUAUAAGAGAAUGGUUUGAUACACCUUAUACUAACACCUGAUUUGAUGGUAAAUGCGCGUUGGCUCCAUCAGCAUAUACCGUUCCAUCACUUUUUCCAGAUAACACUUUUGUAGUUGUUUCUUUUAUUGAUAUAGAAAUAAAAUAGUGACUUUGAUGGAAAUAGGGCUUCGAGGCCACUACCUAUGAGUAGGUAGGACUUAUCCUGAUGAAGCUGAAAGCAAGAGCAUCUGUUCCUCUUAUAGUAAGUCUUCAGGCUUCGAGAUACCCUGCCAGGAAGUAUGGCAUCAUUAUAAUCUUUUUCUGGAGCUGCCCUGGAGCCGAGACAUAAAUAAAUGUUCAUGUAAGCAUACUCGGCCGAAAUAGAGUACUUAAAUUAAGUUAUUAUUUCUCUAAGGUAAGAUUUUGGGCCUGGGAUAGGAUGGCUGGCGAGACAGACUGGCAUCAAGAAUAAUGGGGCGAAGACUGGGCAGUGUAAGCUGCACAAUCUCUGCGUCAUUCAGAGUUGGCAGAGAGGUGGAUUGUAAAGGCAAUGGAAGCAAUUCUACAGCUCAUCAGUCUCCGACAGAGUAGAUGCAUGUUAAUUGGUUGUAAUCGUAUUGAAGGCGGGUGACAACCGGCUUGAGUAGCGAAAAUAAAUUACCAUGUUUUCUCUAAGGGUGGAUCAAGACCUUAAGAUCUAGCACGGUUAGCUUUGGCUCCGCCAUAAAAUGGUCUUAGAACCCCUAAAUAAGCAUAUAUGUAUAUCCUAGAUCUGAGGCAGGGCGUACGGCUAGUGUGUUGCUAAAAUGGUCAAAUUCUUAUUUAAUUUAAUUUUAUUGAUACUUCUUCAGCGAAAAUUCCUCAUAUUUACUUUGUAUGUCCUAUUGCAAACUCAGACCCUGAUUCUGGAGAUGGAAGCUACUACUCCCCCUUUAGAUCCUUUUCCUUUGCUACAAAUAGAAUUUCACAUAAAUAUUCAAUUGUUUAUUUAUUGGAAUGUGAUGGAUACAAUUUAACGAUUCCCUAUAAUGGGUUUUCAGCUGACUUUCUUGUAUUUUAUGAUGCAUAUACUUUUGAUGGAAAAAUUGUAAAGUUUACCCCAUUAAAUAACUCAAAAAUAACUUUAAGAAGAAAUCUAGAUGAUAGGGACAGUAAUAACAAUGACCCUUUUGGAUUUUUAUUUAUAAAACCCUUGAGAAUCGAAAUAAGUAACAUAAUUUUCGAUUGAAGCAAUACUGUUUCAACUUGCAAUAAUGAGAGGUAUUGUGAUUAUUGCCCUUAUGUGACAUAUAAUUUAGAAUUAAAUAUUAAAUAUAGUGAUCAAGGCGAAAUUAUUGAUGAUUUCCUUCCUUCAGACUGAUGCAAAAGAGAUGAAGCCCUGAAUUUUAUAGAACUUCGAAAUGGCAAUCUCAUACUUAAAAAUGUAUCUUUUGUGAACUUCCGGAAUGGCUUUAACUCUAUUUUAUAUAUAACAAAUGACAGCAAUGUCACUUUUAGUGAUGUGACCUUUGAUAAUAUAAAAGUAAGCGAUAAUUAUAAUUCGUGAGCUAUAUGAUGGGAUGGGGCAAGUAAAGGAAAUUUUAAAUUUGAAAAUGGAGUGGUAAGUAGGCUUAAUAAUGGAUAUGAGCUAAAUGAUCCUAUAAAUACAAAGGGGUUUAUGAAUGCGACUAACAUUAACUCGAUUGUUUUAAGGAAUAUAGAAUUUAGAAAUAACGCAGUAUUCAAAAACUAUAUAGAAGGUGUGAGAGUUGCCUCACUAUUUUUCAUAAAUUCAUUGCAAGUUCUUUGAGUAGAAUCUUGCAAUUUUAUAUAUAAUUAUUGUGACUUAGGAAUAUUUAAUAUCAAACAGCAAUUGGACAAUUGACCAAUGGAAAUUGAUGAUUCUGGGAUUUUUAUUUACUCGAAACAAAAUCACAUACAUAUUUUCAACUCGAAUUUUUCAUCAAAUUAUGGAAUUACUGCUGGAGUUCUAUAUGCUUUAUAUGAGUUUGAAGGCCAGAAUGUUGUCAUUGAAAAUUGCUCAUUUACUUUAAAUGGGAUUGAAAGUGGAGCUUUAAUACACAUUGAGAGCAAUUAUGCUGAUGAAAGCUAUUUAAUAGAUCGAAAAGUUAGUGUAUCUAUGUCUGAUGGAAGCAUUAUUGAAGGAGACUACUUAGCGAAAAGAGUAAAGCUUUCAAAUUUAAAUUUUACAAAAAACUAUUCUGGAGAAAACGGAGUAAUCGAAAUUUUAAAAAUGGUGAAUAUCGAAUGAGUUAAUAUCAGGAUAGAGUCAAAUGGGCUCAUUUUAUCGGAGGCGAUGAAUGCCAACUCAAUCCUAUUAAAAUAUUAUAUAGAUAAUCCAAAUAUGUAUGCUAAACACAAUGUCAGUAAUCCUACUGAUUUGAACUGUCAGUCCCUUUCAAUGGUAUCAGAUUCUAUUCAUUUCACCAUUGAGAAAGUAAACAUUAUUAAUAACGUUUGCAUGUACUCUUCUCCAAGUAUCAUUGUUUCUAAUACAACCAAGAGUACAGUUAGGUCCACAUCUUUUUAUGAUAAUAAAGGAGCAGGAAAUUAUGGCAUUUGUUUAGCAUUUCUUGGAGACUCACUUUACGAAAUUAUGAAUUCUGAGUUUUAUACAAACAUUAAUUAUCAAUCAGGGAGUCCUGGAGUGAUUAGUUGCCUCUCUAGCUUGUCAAUAAAAAAUUGCACAUUUUCAAAUAAUAUUGGCACUUUAUAUUUUGGAGGCCAAAAUCUUAGCAUUUUUUCUUCCAAUUUUGAUUCUAAUAGUUCUCCUACAUCAAAUGGUGGCGCUAUUUCUCUCUCAAGCGCCCAAGACAGCAUAUAUAAUUCGAUGCUUUUUAUUUCAAAUACAACUUUUGCAAAUAAUUCUUGCUCUUUUAGUGGAGGUGCGAUUUAUAUUGACAGAACCAUUUAUUUGGAUUUGCUAUUAGCUUUAAAUAUUGAAGACACAACUUUUUAUCAUAAUAAAGCCAUCGAUGGCUCUUGCAUCUAUAUAGAUAAUAUCGUGGCACUUACUUUAGAUUCUUCAAUUAAGAAUUGCUCUUUUUGAGCAAAUGAAGCAAGCUUUUCAGGCACUAUUUCUGCCUCUUAUAUAUAUGGAAUAUUGAUUUUUGACACUUGCAAUUUUGUUAGAAACUCAGGAGUUGAUAGUUCAGGAUUUAAUAUAGCUAUAGGUGAAAAUAAAGAAGAAAACCCUUCAAAAUUAAUUCUAAAUUCCUGUAUUUUCCAGUUUAAUUCUGGAAAUAGAACUAUUUCUAUGGAUGAUGGCAAUAUAAACUCUACCUUAGAGGUUAAUGAUUGCUUGUUUGAAUAUAAUAUUGGCUCGAUAUUUACACUUGAUAAUGACUAUGCAAUUGUCGAAAACUCGAAAAUUCAGCACAAUUAUUCUCCUAAUUCUGGUUUAUUCUCCUAA